Molecule: messenger RNA, 563 nt
Organism: Talpa occidentalis (Iberian mole)
Lineage: Eukaryota; Metazoa; Chordata; Mammalia; Eulipotyphla; Talpidae
Product: hemoglobin subunit alpha
Exons: 3
Coding region: 43-471 (142 amino acids)
Biological process (GO): oxygen transport; hydrogen peroxide catabolic process
Cellular component (GO): hemoglobin complex; haptoglobin-hemoglobin complex; blood microparticle
Molecular function (GO): peroxidase activity; oxygen binding; haptoglobin binding
Source: RefSeq, a predicted model, not a curated record
CCCGCACUUCUGCUUCUGACCCAGACUCAGACAGAGCUCGCCAUGGUGCUGUCCGGGACCGACAAGUCCAACAUCAAGGCCGCCUGGGACAAGGUGGGCGCCCACGCCGGCGAGUACGGCGCCGAGGCCCUGGAGAGGACCUUCACGUCCUUCCCCACCACCAAGACCUACUUCCCCCACUUCGACCUGAGCCACGGCUCCGCCCAGGUGAAAGCCCACGGCAAGAAGGUGGCCGACGCGCUCACCAACGCCGUGGGCCACCUGGACGACCUGCCCGGCGCCAUGUCCGCCCUGAGCGACCUGCACGCGCACAAGCUGCGUGUGGACCCCGUCAACUUCAAGCUCCUGAGCCACUGCCUGCUGGUGACCCUGGCCUGCCACCACCCCAACGACUUCACCCCUGCUGUCCACGCCUCCCUGGACAAGUUCUUGGCCACCGUGAGCACCGUGCUGACCUCCAAGUACCGUUAAGCCGGAGCCAGGCGCCCCGGCGCCCCCCACUUCCUGCCCUUGAAUAAAGUCUGAGCGGCGCAGUCCGUGCCUGGGGUGUCUGUGUCCGCGAC